ACUUCUUGCCACUUAGAGCAAAUCACUCAGUUGACAUGUGCUCCUGUGCACUCUGCUCAUCUAUAUUCAGUUAAUGCAGCUCCUGUAGACAAGAUAAUAAAGCAUACAGCAUGGGAGCAUCUUCCUCUGGAUUACUAGAUGAGGCCAAAAUCAACCACAUCAAAGGGCUCGUUGACAGCACCUUUCAGAGCUUCAGUGGGAUUUACAGGCAGCAGUACUCUGUAUCCUACCUUGGACACAUCCACCAGGAGGUGGAGCCUAAAAAGGAGGGGAGAGGCUUUUUGCUCACACAAAGGCCAAAAACUGAUGGAGAUGAGGUGCUGUACCAGGGAGGUGUUAAAUUCUCCUGCUGGGAUGAGCAGGGAAAGAAAUGUAGAGAGAGAUAUGCUGUCCUAAAGAGAGACUAUAAAGUGGAAAUACAUGAUAGCAUGGAGACUUUUAGUCGUGGAUCUGCUCCUAAACUGGUCCUGCAGCCAGCAGGAGGAGUUGUGUUCACCACUGAGGAGGAGUCGAGAGAAUACCUGGAGAAAGCCUGUGCUGGUUUACUCAACGGAGUGAAAGAGGGUUCUUCUUCUUCAGCUGCAUCAUCUUCAGAUGUGUUUGCUGUAUAUCUCCAUCUACCUUACGCAGGUCACACCUGCUUCCUGUUUCAACAAGAAGAUGAGAGAAAUCACUUCCUCUCUGGCCUCAAGGCCUGUAUUAGACACCGAAACCUUGACCCCUGGCAUGAGUUGUCCCACGAGAGUCAGGCCUAUGCCCGAGCCCUCCGUCUUUACCGACAGGAGAAAGGAUGCUACGAAUCAUGGGAGAAGCUGCUGGGCACCGAGGAACAGGUGCUGGCCCGCCUGGUGAUGGAGGAUAUGUUGUCAUGGCUACAAAACCAACUUCAGCCUAAGAUGAAGGGCAAGAAGGCUGAACGGAUCCGACAAUGGCAGGCAACAGUUCAAGGGACCUACACCCUGGUGCUGGAACAGCUGACUGCAGGUUUGGAGGCUCUGAGGGAGGAGUGUCGCCAAACAGCAUCAGCCAGUCAGGCCCUCAUCAGGUCCCACCUGGACCAGAUAAUGUCCUCUCAUGUCUUCCUGGAGCAGAAAGUCAGAGCAUGCAUAUCUGAAGAGAUAGAGAAAGUGUGCAGUGAGUCAGUGGUGCCCUACUUGUCCUCCAUCCUUGAAGCGCUUAACGAACACAUCGGUGCAGGAAUUCUUGGGAUGCAGAACACACUGCAAACCCAAAUGAACUCUGCAUUUUCACUCACAAAUGGAAAGGCGGAAGACACCAAAAAGGCCUUGAUUGCUCUGCGCUCUAUCAGUCUGGAUGAGAGCUACAGAAAGGUGGAGAACCUGAGCAGCAAACUGGAAAACCUAAAAGAGAGGUUUGGAGUGAGCAGUGUCGAAAGGCUUGUUCAGUCUGCAAAUCUGAAGAUGGAGCAGCUACUGGACAGCGCUGUUUACACUUUGGAGCAGAUCUUCCAGUCAUCAACACGAUCAGAACCAUCUCAGCUUCCUGCCAAGAUGCCGAGAGCUAAAGAAAGAGUGUUAAAGCAGCUGGAUUACGACAGCAGGGUGCUUCAGAGGAGGCUGUAUCAGGAAGCUCUGCUGGAGAUCACGCUGCCUUCUCUCGUCAGUCGGAUGGACAGCAAAUACAAAACGGAGCUGGAGCAGUUUGAGCAGUACAUUUUCUCGGACUACAGCAGUUUUAUUCUGGUUCACAAUGUCUAUGACGACGUUCUGAGAAACAUCCUGGUUAGAGAGAUCACAACAGUGGUCCAGGAUGCUGCCAGUAAGAAGAGCAACAAUCUCCUGUUGGACACGUCAGAUUUAGCCAUAAGCCAGUACAGUCUAGCAGGGCAGACACCUCCUAUCUCUGCCCCUGACAGCCCAUCGGUUCAGCCUCGACACCCAGAGGAAAGUACAAAUGAUGAAUCUGCAUCUGUGAAGGAAGAUCAGAGCAAAACAUCAGAAGUUUGUCUUGAGGGGGAUGUAGAACUAAAGGCUGAGGCCAUGCCUGAACUCAGUCCAGCUCAGGCCCUUAAUCCGAGCAUUUUGCUUCAGUCUCCUGUGAUUGUCGUGACACAACAGUUUGAUGAACAUGAAAACAAAGAGACUCAGGGCUCGGCGGAAACUGGGAAAGAGGAUAAAAGUGAAAGCGAGGCAGCAGGAGAGAAAGUAGAAGUUGAAUCUUCCAACACAGAUGGAGCUUCUACUCAAGAAGCUGCUGAGACCGACUCUGGCUCUGCUAUCCAGCACGCUCCUGAUCCUGUUUCUUGUGUCCCGAUUCAAACAGAAGAUGCCCAAACUGAAUCUACUCCAAGUGAAUCUGUAUCAAGUGAAAAUCAAAUCUCAGCUGACCUCCUGACCUCAGAGGACACCUGCUCCGUCCAGCUCCCAUCACCACCGCAGUCCCCCUGCUCGGACAGUACAAUGAAAAUCAGUCUAGGGUCUCUAAGCGAAGCUAUAGCUCCAUGCAGCACGGAGCCUGUGGUAAAGCAGCCUACUGACAGGGCAGUCUACUUGACGGGCCCAAUCAAGGACAACUGGGAGGUUGAGAGAAUGAAAGAGGAGAAACAGAGAGAAGCAUCAGAGAAUGAGAAAAGUAAGGCCAGAGACGAGGAGCAAAAUGGAGGACAAGAAGAUGGUGCAGCCCAAACAGGAGGCGAUUCUAUCGGUGAACCAUGUGCAUCAUCGGCAUUAGCAGUAGAGAGCGCCACGGUCUCAACGCCUAAGCUGACGGGGAUUGAAGGAGGUCUGAAUGAUGACCAAACGAAAGGUCAGAUUCCAACAGAGGCUAAGGCAGAGGGAGGAGAACAUGCAGAAGAAAAGGAAAACAAUGAUCAGGAGAAGGAAGAUCAAACUUUUCAGCCAAUGGAAUCACUUCCAGAGUUGGAAUCUGACCCUCAGUUGGACAGCGUGUCCAUCAUCAGAGACCUGGUGACCGAGAUCAUUGAAGUGGAGAUAAUGAUCAGCCCCUCUGAAAGCAUCAGCAACGAUGCCCCGACAUAAACACCACGUCCACAGAGAGAGAAUCACAGACAAAUCAACUAGUAAAGGUUUACAACAAUACACUUAUUUGUAAAUGACACAGAAAUCUGAGAGGCAAAAUAGGUCCAGUUUUAUUUAAUCAAUGGGCAUUCAAUUAGAUUUUGAUAAAAACACUUUUUAAUUUAAUUUUGUUGACAUGAGCUGUUUUAUUUUUUAUUUUUAUAUGUAAUCAAGUUGCCAAAUAAACAUGUU
Messenger RNA from Cyprinodon tularosa, 3230 nucleotides. Its product is annotated as protein Niban 1-like. The transcript has 14 exons. The coding region runs from base 111 to 2999 and encodes 962 amino acids. Lineage: Eukaryota; Metazoa; Chordata; Actinopteri; Cyprinodontiformes; Cyprinodontidae. The record is from RefSeq and is a predicted model, not a curated record.